This is a messenger RNA of Lasiodiplodia theobromae, 1914 nucleotides long. RefSeq names its product Spc97/Spc98 family protein. Bases 1 to 1914 code for a protein of 637 amino acids. The record is from RefSeq and is a predicted model, not a curated record. Gene Ontology annotation, biological process: mitotic cell cycle; spindle assembly; microtubule nucleation. The transcript has 4 exons. Gene Ontology annotation, molecular function: microtubule minus-end binding; gamma-tubulin binding. Gene Ontology annotation, cellular component: centrosome; spindle pole; equatorial microtubule organizing center. NCBI's taxonomy places the organism in Eukaryota, Fungi, Ascomycota, Dothideomycetes, Botryosphaeriales, Botryosphaeriaceae.
AUGCUCCACGAAAUCCUCCUUUCUCUCUCGGGUCAUCCAUCCUCGCUCUUCGAUGCCGAGAAACAGGACCCCGGCGCCCAGAUAACCCCGGCCUCGUUCCCUCUGCUGUCGCCUCCGGAGGCUGAGCUGCUCUCUUCCGUCGCGCGCCUGUCACAGCUGCACCGCGAACUCCGGAACCAUGCCCAGACCAUCGCUUCGUCGCACCCUUCGACAGUAUGCCGCGCCGUCGCUACCGCCAUCACAUCGUCGCAUUUGGCCAAAUUCCAGCAGAAGAUUCUGGACGUUGAGGCGCGAAUCCUGAAGCAAGAUGCGAGCAUCGUGGGCGCAUACAACAUCGUCCCGCUCGCGGGUGUUGUUGCCGAGUUUGACGAGUGGACAAGACGCAUGGAAUGGUAUUGGGACAUGGCGUGCUUCAUGCUGCCCAAGGAAAACGGAGACGCCGGAGCCUGCACGGGUGCUGGAUUGAUUGAUAGGCUUAGGCAAGAGGCACAGACAGGAUACCCUGACGUGGAAGCAGCUGCUUUGGAUUUGAGUAAAGUCGCCGAGACGGCGUGGCUGCGGCAGCUCUCGACUUGGGUGCUUUAUGGCAGAUUGCCGACACACGGAACAAAUGACUUCUUCAUUACCCGAGUCAAAGGCGAUGAUGAGCCUGUGGAUUAUGUCUCAACCAGCACACUUCUGCCGAAGUUUGUCUCCUCUCGCACAGCAUCUUCCAUCCUAUUUAUUGGCAGAUCUCUUGACCAGAUCCGCAAUCGAGGGGCAGCAGGGAUAUCGUCAAUCGCUCCCAAGACCUCCGAGCUUGAGCUUCUGCCUGUACACCUUCGCUACCUGUCCAGCUUACAGUCGACUGCUAUUCCACCAUUCAUGCCUAUCUUCUCGCUGUACGCCGCGCCCAUCUACGCCUUACGGACCUAUGGAGACAGAGUAGUAUUAGAAGAGAGCAUCCCACACCCUUCGGGCCCCCGCAUGCGCAAGGUAUGGGCGACAAGUGGCGCAGCCGUCUUUUUGCUGUCAGAGUUCGUUGGCUACUUUGAGGGUGAAGUGGUGCAAGAGUCCUGGAAACACUUUCGCCAUUGGAUCGUCGGAGCAGAAUCAGACAACGAACGGCCAUCCUCUCCAACCGAUGCCGACAACGAGGACCCAGCGGAACUGUCAAGACCACCAACUCAGCAAAGCCUAAGGCAAAGCCAGCAAAUCAGUCGACCCGCAACCGUAGCGUCUACACGCGAACCUCGCCGUACCCCACAUGAUCCGGAAGUGCUUGCGUCCGCACACCGUCUCUUCCUCCGUUCGCUGUCCUAUGCGCUUUUGUUGACGGAUCUACCGUACACGCACGCCCUUCGCUCCUUCUUAACCCAUGUAGACGAGCUCAUCGCCUUCAUUGACCGCCUGCGCACCGUCCAAAGAAACCUCGACCUGGAGCGUGACGAGGGCGUGGUAGAUGCUCUUGCCAACUAUGAGCAAGAAGAAAAGGACGUGCUCCUGGAACUUGAUCGCGCUAGGAAGCGAGUCGACAGCGAUCUUCGCAGCUUGGUCACCAGAUUACGAGAGUUGGACAAAGAGCGUGUUGGCACCGGCCUUCGCCUCUACAACCACCCCUCAUGCCUGACCGUUUCCAUCGUCCAUUCGGUGGGCCGCCCCCACCACAUCCUCCCGGUAUCUUCUAUCCCGACGACGACGACUACUUCGAUCCCGGUUUUCUCCCUCCUCCUUUCGAUCGCCAUCCUCGCCUCGCUCAUCCUCCUCCACGACUCAUGGGCUUACCAAGAGGUCCUCUUCCUCCCCCUCACCAUGGUCAUCGCUUUCAUCGCCCGCCUCACCCUCCGCAUCACCACCCUGCUCUUGCCCAUCCUCCCCAUCAUCCUCAGUUCCCUCGUCAUGGCUUCGUCCCGCCGCGACGGGGCGCACGAAUAG